GGUAACGAUAUUCCCGCUCUCACUUCUGUAAAGACGUGGUUGAGCCAGAACUUCUCCAUGAAAGACUUAGGGGAUGCUAGUUAUGUCCUUGGCAUAAGAAUCUACCGAGAUAGAUCAAGAAAGUUAAUAGGUCUGAAUCAAAGUACAUAUAUAGAUAAAAUCCUUGAUCGAUUUAGCAUGUCUAACUCAAAGAAAGGAUCUUUACCUAUGACACCCGGCACAGUUCUUUCCAAGAGCCAGAGUCCUACUCUCGAGCAGAAGGAACUCAUGAUGAAGAAGAAGUUGCAAACAAAGAAAUAUGAAGAGAGAUACUGGUUGUAUUAUCUAUCAAGCAAAGGAGAAAACACAGCCAGCUCUGUUGCUGAAGACGGAUCUUCAAAUGAAGUCCUAGCUGUUACCUUUAAGAAGGCCUCAAAAAGGAAGCGAGUAGUAUCUUCCUCCCCCAGUGCUGAAGAGCCACAAGACCUUGAAUUGGUCAAUCUGGAUGAGGAAGAGGUCUCUGCUCAAGGACAGCUUCAAAUGAAAAAGAAGAGAAGGAUCUCCACUCCCUCCACAUCUGGAAAUGUCAACCCGGAGAACUCACUGCAGAACAAUCCUCAAGACAGUCCUCAACAACUUGAUGAAGACCAACUGAAAAUCAGGAGGACUUUGUCAUUCCUCAACCUGAACAGAUCCAAGCAACAGCUGAAGAAGAAGAAAUUCAUCACUCCCUCACUUUUCAAGUUCAAGAGAUCCUCACAACCACUUGUGAGAUCUCCAAUCAAGCAGAACUUGAAAUUCAGGCAGAGUGCAUUCCUGGUAUACGGUGGUGAGGAAGAGCUAAAAGUGGUCGGUUACACUGAUGCUAGCUUCCAAAUCGACAGAGACGACUCAAAAUCACAAGCAGGAUAUUUGUUUUGCUUGAACGGUGGAGCUUUUAGCUGGAAGAGCUUCAAGGAAGACACAACCGUCGAUUCAACUAUAGAGGCUAAGUACAUAGCUGCCGCCGAGGCAGCUAAAGAAGCUGUUUGGAUCAAGAAGUUCAUUACUAAACUUGGAGUGGUUCCUAGUAUUAAUGACCCUAUCUCAUUGUUUUGCGACAACACUGGGCCAUUGCGCAGGCAAAGGAACCGCGAUCUCACUAGAAAACAAAACACAUUGUACGAGCAUGCCAAGGGAGAAAUACACACCAACUCCAUGAAUAUAUGCUAAGGAAGAAGAAGAAGCAAGCAAGAAACCAUCCAAAGUUUCUAAAAUCCUGAGUUCAAACACAGCAGCCCACUUUUAGGAACAUCUAGAAGGUAUCGUAGAGAAGAUUCGGUGUUGGAAUAUUGAAAUAAAGGAGUUAAUCGUCG
This is a messenger RNA of Cuscuta campestris, 1334 nucleotides long. The record is from the annotation of a GenBank genome assembly. NCBI's taxonomy places the organism in Eukaryota, Viridiplantae, Streptophyta, Magnoliopsida, Solanales, Convolvulaceae.